AGAAACCAAUUAAAAAUAUUUUCAUCAAAAUAAUAGCCUCUCCACAAAGAAUAUUCAAACGUCAAAAAACACCAUCUGGACAUCUUAACAAAAUUUCAGAGAACAUUCAGUAACUAAUCAAAAAAAUUCCAUACGACCAACUAAAUCAAGCUACCAACUCAGUGAGCUCCACUCUAUAAAUACAUGCACCCACUUUGGCAACUCCAUGAGACAGCUUUGCAGAGCUUAAAACCAUAAUAACAAUGGCAACACCAAUCAAGAAACAAGAAUUCACAGCUGAAGAGCUUCUCCAAGCUCAAGCUCAAGUGUUUCACCAUGUCUAUGCUCAAAUUGGCGCUAUGUCCCUCAACUGUGCCAUUGAGCUUGACAUCCCGGGCAUCAUCAGCAAGCACGGCGGUGAGCCAAUGCCGCUUUCCAAUCUCAUCUCGUCUUUGCCGAUUUCUGCAAAGAAGGCGGCCUUCCUUCCCCGCUUAAUGCGAAUACUUACACAUAUGGGUUACUUUGUUCAAGAAACAGCAAGUGAUAAAAAGGAGGUGGCUUAUACAAUUACUCCCUUAUCAAAGGUCCUUCUCAAGGACAGUCCUACAAGCUUAUCCUCUUGGGUCAUGGGAAUGCUUCAUCCUUAUUCCAGGGUGUCUUGGCAUCGUCUUAGUGAUUGGUUCUUGGAAGAGAGGUAUGAGACGCCGUGUGAGCUUGAGCAUGGCAAGUCACUUUGGGACCUCGCCAGUGAGAUACCCUACUACAAUCACAGGUUCAAUGAGACAAUGGCGGGAGACUCACGGUUGCUGAUGAAGGCGGUGGUGACAAAAUGCGAGGAGGUGUUCCAUGGAAUGAGGACACUGGUGGAUGUCGGUGGCGGGACUGGGACAUCGGCAAGGACUAUUGCUGAGGCAUUUCCACACAUUAAGUGUACCGUCUUUGACUUGCCACAUGUGAUUGCUGAUAUGCCAGAGAGCCCUCUUGUUGAUGCAGUUGCAGGAAAUAUGUUUGAAUAUGUCCCCAAAGCCGAUGCUAUUUUUAUGAAGUUGAUUCUUCAUGACUGGACCGAUGAGGACUGUGUGAAGAUAUUGAAGAAGUGCAAGGAGGCAGUUUCAGAAAGAGAAGGGAAGGUGAUCAUUGUGGAUAUAGUUUUAGACUCGAACAAAGAGGAUCCAAAAAUGACUGAAACACAGCUCUUUUGGGACAUGGUGAUGAUGGCAUUCACAGGUGGAUUAGAGAGGAAUGAAGAUGAGUGGAAGCACAUCUUCAAUGAAGUGGGGUUUUCAAGCUAUAAGAUUACUCCUUUGGGGGUGAGGUCCCUAAUUGAGGUCUUCCCUUCAAUUAUACAUAAUUAUGGGGCAUCCAGUUCUAUGUAUGUCAUGAAUAAUCUGUUGAAAAAGGCAUCUAGUUAUAUGUAAUUUUUGAAUAAUUUGUUGAAAAACAAAUACUCAUCGAGAAUAAAAGUUAGGAAAUUUUUCUUUUCAA
Messenger RNA from Dioscorea cayenensis subsp. rotundata (Guinea yam), 1464 nucleotides. RefSeq names its product trans-resveratrol di-O-methyltransferase-like. Gene Ontology annotation, biological process: methylation. The transcript has 3 exons. Gene Ontology annotation, molecular function: O-methyltransferase activity; protein dimerization activity; S-adenosylmethionine-dependent methyltransferase activity. The record is from RefSeq and is a predicted model, not a curated record. Lineage: Eukaryota; Viridiplantae; Streptophyta; Magnoliopsida; Dioscoreales; Dioscoreaceae. Bases 243 to 1397 code for a protein of 384 amino acids.